Tympanuchus pallidicinctus (lesser prairie-chicken) is the source of this 13473-nucleotide messenger RNA. It is a transcript of the gene DNAH1, whose product is annotated as dynein axonemal heavy chain 1. Gene Ontology annotation, molecular function: dynein light intermediate chain binding; minus-end-directed microtubule motor activity; dynein intermediate chain binding. Bases 658 to 13326 code for a protein of 4222 amino acids. The transcript has 80 exons. The record is from RefSeq and is a predicted model, not a curated record. Gene Ontology annotation, biological process: microtubule-based movement. NCBI's taxonomy places the organism in Eukaryota, Metazoa, Chordata, Aves, Galliformes, Phasianidae. Gene Ontology annotation, cellular component: dynein complex.
GGCUCUGCCAGUGGUUGUGCGGUGGCUCUGUAGCGACAGAGGGGCUCUUGAUGGCUCUGCACUGGCAGAAACGUUCUGUGGUGGCAGAGGGAUCUCUGUAAGCAGUUCUCUGUUGACACAAGGGCUGUCUGGUCGCUCUGCGGCGGCUCGUUGCUGGCAGACGCGUUCUGCGGUGGAUCUCUGCUGUCUCCGUGCUCGCUCCGACGUGACCCCGUGGCGGCACAGCGGCUCAAUGCCACCCGCCCCGCGUCCCUCCAACCGCAGCCGCCGCUCGCACGGCCCGGGCGGCCCCGACGAGCCCCUCCCGACGGAUGGUAGCGGCCGCCCCUCCCCUAACGACGGGACGCCGGUUAGCAGCGCUCAGCAGCGGCUCUCCGCGAGACGGGUACGGCGGGUCGGCUCCGAGAGGGCCAGGGGAGCGGAACCGGGCUCGGGUUCGUUUUUAGGCCGUUUUGAACGCUGUGUGGAAGGAAAGAGGCUGAGUCCGUUUUGUUGACGCUUUGGACCGAAGCAGAGAAAGACGCAGAGGCAGCGGAUCAACCUGCUCCGCCAGACGUUGGAGACACGUGGGAGGUUGACUUGGAGGAUGUGUAAAAGCCCGGAUUUGCCGAGAAAUUAAAGCCCAGGAUUGCAUUGCAGUGUCAUUCUCCUAAAAAGAUGGAUGAAGUAAACAAGGAUUUGAUGAAUUCCCUGGGCAGGAGCCCCAAACCUCCCAGUACCAGCCGUGAGGCUUCAUGUCAGAACCACAGACCAGGAAGGCGUUUGUUGCUUCCUGAUAGCUGCAACCAGGGGGCAAAAAAGUCCUCAACUGUUAGACAAAAGGCUUAUAGUUCUGGUGUCCCCACUCCAGAAGCCUCCAGCAUCUCAGAGGCUGUUUAUGCUGCACCCCGUGCGUACCCUUCUUUGCUAAAUCAGGCGGACCUCGAACAGCACAGCCCUAAAGUCACGACUUUCAAGAUGCCUGAGGAUACUGUGAAUCUUCUGGAUGCACAAGUGAUUGGACCAACCACUGAGCACCUCAUCCAGUCCGAUUUCCCUGAACAGUCGUUUAAGCCCAAAGUGCAGAUUGCCUUCCAAACGCUUCCAGGGCAGUGCCCUCGGAGUAUUGAAAUAGAGAGGAGGAGACAGCUGUAUCUCACCCUGGAUAUCACUCAGCUCUUAGCCAGCGAGGGGAUUGACUCCGAUCAGCUGAUACCAAGGCACUGUGAUCCUGACAGCAUACCAGCUAUCGAGGAGAAGAAAUAUCCCAUCCGCCUCCCACUACAGAUCUUUGACAAUGAAGAAUAUGACUGUCGAACUCCAGAAGAGUGGCUCUCUCUAGGACUGGAGCCAGGAUCUCGUGACAGAAAGCCAGUGCCUGGGAAAGCACUUCUACCUACAGAUGAUGUACUGGGACACGAGGACCCCAACAGCCAGAAGUUAACCUACAAGUGGAUUGAUGUUGGUGUUCUGGAUUAUGACAAGCAGAUGAAGCUCUAUUUGGUGCAUAAGUUAGAUAAAAAUGGGUUGGUGCGUGAUGAAGAAGGGAGACCCAUCCUUAAUGGAGGAAAAACUGCAGAAGGUGGUGCAAAAAGAGCCCCGCUGCUGCCAUGUCAGUACUGGGUGCCACGAGUUCAUCUGAUGUUUCUGGCUGAAGAUCCUCAGGUGUUUGCACAGAGAAUAGUUUCUGCCAACUUCUUGCGUAAAAAGACACAGAUGCUGCUCCUGUAUCACCUGUAUGUGGACUGCAUGCCUACAGAUGGACUAAAUAGCAUCAGCGAGACAAGCCUGGAGAAAAUGAAGCUGUGGGCUCUGCAUACACCCAAACUGAAGAAGAACAGAGUGUUAGGCUGCUUGGGCUGUCUGGAGAAAGAAGUGAAAUUAGACUAUGAGCGCGCUAUGAACAGGAUGAUCUUUGACAGAGCAAUCACUUCCAAACCUCAGAUAUUUUCUUAUGUCACCCUGCCAGACAAAGAGGAGAGGAAAGUACCAGAGAAAGGGCUCAUCUGCAUCCCAGACUAUCCUUUUGGCAAACAGCAAGCAGCCUUCAAUUUUGUCUCGCUCCUGACAAAGCCAGAAGCCGUCCUCGUCCUUUUGCAGGUGCAAGAUGAGUGCAACAAGGCAGCUUCCAUGUCUCUGUUUAACACAAGCUUAGCUGAGCAUGUCAGCUUGGAGGAAUUUGAAGAGAUUCAGACCCAGACCUUCACUCAGGUGCAGGCUUUUCUCAAGGAUACUUGGAUCAAUACGCUCACGACCGCAGUGAAGAUCGGCCUGAGAAAUGCAGGCAAAGGCUGGUACAACCUGGAGCAGAGCAGCUGGGAUGUCUACCAGAUGUCCAAACUACGUAAGCUGAUGGAGCGCGUCAAAUUCAUCCUGCAGGACUCGGUGCGCUACCUGGUGCAGAGCUCACUGCUCAGAUUCAUCCAGUUUUUGCUGGAUGCUUGCCACGGUAUCUUGAAUUGCUCAGAAGAUAUGGAAUGGGGAGAUGACCUCAUCAAUAGUCCCUACAGGCCUCGAAGGAAUCCAAUCUUUGCUAUUGACCUCGUGCUCGACGACAGUGGUGUUCACUUCAGCCCCCCAGCAGAGAGUUUUAAGGAAUCCCUCCUUUCUCUGUUGGACAAGGGAAUCCUGGUGACUCACGCUAUCCCACAGCUGGAGAAGUACGUGGUGGAGAACAUACCUGUCACAGGGACACCCUUUCUGGAGUCAGUGGACCUUCAUGAACCAGAAGUGGAAGAAAUGCGUGUGGCUGUGCAGUCUGCCCUUCAGAAGGCACUGAUCCCCCUCCAAGCCUAUGCUAAGAAAUACGAGAACUUCCUGGAGCUCCAUAACAGUGAUGUCCAGUUCUUCCUGAAAGACUACCAAGAGCAAUGUCCAUCUGCCCAGGAGGUAACGACUAUAGUGAACACAUACUUGUCUGAAAAGGAAAACCUGGACAAUUCUCUACCUAGUUCUGUCAUCAUUGGUCCCUUCAGUGUCAGAGUAGAAGGCGUUAAGACAAACUUGUCCAAAAAGUACAGUGCACUUGCCACUGCCAUGUUGGACUUACUGGCUGAAAACCUCCAUGCAAGGGUGAAGAAUAUCUGCGAUGCGUACAGAGCUGUCAGCUCGAGGAUACGUGAGGCACCACACAAUAUUGAGGAGCUGACUGAGCUGCGGGAGUGGAUGAAGGCAGUCCCUGAGCAGCUGGCUGUGCAGGAGGAACUGAUUUGUGAAGUCAUGGAAGAUUACAAAGUCAUGGAGGAAUUCCUUUACAAUCUCACCGAGGAAGAUUUCAAUGACAAGUGGGCUGCAAGUUACUGGCCCCUGAAAAUAGCUGUGCAGACGGAGGCUGUUCAGCUCCAACACGUGCAGGAUGAAGAGAGAUUCCGUGAAAUCCAACUAAUGGAUCACAACAUGUUUGAAGAGAAACUGGAGGACAUGAAGCUGACUGUAGGUGAAUUUUCUGUCCAGGUGGACAUCAGACAAGCUCAUACUUUGGCUAACGAAGCAAGACUGGUCGGGAAGCAGCUGAAGGAGCUUCAGAAUUUAGCAAUUCUCUACAACAACCGGGAAAAAAUCUUUGGGAUGAAAGUUACUAAUUACAAGAAGCUAUCCAGGAUGGUGAAGGACUUCCAGCCAUAUUGUGAUCUGUGGACUACGGUGUCAGACUGGCUGCACUGGUGUAAGAGCUGGAUGGAAGGUCCCCUCGUUGAAAUUGAAGCUGAGCAGCUAGAAAAGAACGUCAAUAACUCUUUUAAGACAAUGCAGAAGUGCGUGAGGCAGUUCAAAAACUCACCAGCAUGCCAGGGGGUGGCAAUGGAGUUCCGAGACAAGAUUGAAGAGUUCCGACUCUACGUCCCCUUAAUCCAAGGGCUGAACAAUCCUGGUAUGAAAAGGCGGCACUGGGAGAUGCUGUCAGAAGAUACGAACAUGGAUAUCAAGCUAGAAUCCAAUCUGACGCUUCGUCGCUGUUUGGAGAUGAACCUGCAGGACCAUAUUGAGAGUAUUACCAAAGUGGCUGAGAUAGCUGGCAAGGAAUACGCUAUUGAGAAUGCACUCAACAAGAUGGAGAGUGAAUGGAGCUCUGUUUCAUUUACUGUGUCGCUUUACAAAGACACGGGUACCUUUGUUCUGAAGAACACUGAUGAAGCUUCUCAGCUCCUAGAUGAUCAUAUUGUCAUGAUUCAGAGCAUGUCCUUUUCACCAUUCAAAAAGCCUUUUGAGGACAGAAUGAACACAUGGGAAAAUAAGCUGAAGAUGACUCAGGAUGUCCUGGAGGAAUGGUUGAACUGCCAGUGCUCUUGGCUCUAUCUGGAGCCCAUCUUUAGGUCAGAAGACAUCAAAAGACAGCUGCCAGUGGAAAGUGAGCGCUUUCAGAUGAUGGAUGCAGACUGGAGGAUCAUCAUGAAGAACGCUAAUGAAAAUCCUGAGGUGAUGUCUUUGUGCCCUGAUCCUGUGCUGCUAGAAAACCUGCAAAAAUGUAACAAAUUACUGGAGCUUGUGCAGAAAGGGCUGAGUGAAUACCUGGAGACCAAGAGAGGUGCUUUUCCCAGGUUCUACUUCCUUUCGGACGAUGAGCUGCUGGAAAUACUGUCCCAGACAAAAGACCCCACUGCUGUACAGCCUCACCUUCGGAAAUGCUUUGAGAACAUUGCACGGCUACAGUUCCAGGAGGAUCUGCAGAUCACACACAUGUAUUCUGCUGAAGGAGAAGAGGUGAAGCUGUUUGCUGCCAUUUAUCCCACUGACAAUGUGGAGGACUGGCUGCUGGAAGUUGAGAAAUCCAUGAAGGCCAGCGUACGGGACAACAUAGAAAGAUCAGUUGGUGUUUAUCCAGAGACACCUCGUACUACGUGGGUCUUGCAAUGGCCUGGCCAGGUGACCAUUGUUGGCUGUCAGAUUUUCUGGACAAAGGAGGUGUCUGAAGCUCUGGAAUCAGGAGAUUUGUCCAGCAGGCUUUUCCCACAGCUGAGUGCUCAGCUGGCUGAUUUGGUUGCUGUGGUCCGUGGCAAACUGUCGAAGAUGCAGCGAGCAGUGAUGUCAGCUCUCAUUGUGAUUGAGGUCCAUGCCAAGGAUGUUGCAGCAAAGCUGAUCGAGGAGAAUGUGACGAGCGUGAAUGAUUUCGAGUGGAUCUCCCAGCUCAGAUCCUACUGGACCAAGGGAGACCUGUACAUCAGAGCAGUCAAUGCUGAAUUUGUGUAUGGCUAUGAGUAUCUUGGGAACACUGGCCGCCUAGUUAUCACACCCCUCACUGACAGGUGUUACCUGACGCUUACAGGAGCUUUGCACCUGAAAUUUGGAGGAGCACCUGCGGGACCAGCAGGAACAGGCAAAACAGAAACAACGAAAGAGCUGGGGAAGGCACUGGCAAUCCAAACUGUAGUGUUCAACUGCUCUGACCAGCUUGACUUCAUGGCAAUGGGGAAGUUUUUCAAGGGACUGGCCAGCUCUGGUGCGUGGGCUUGCUUUGAUGAGUUCAACCGCAUUGAUAUCGAGGUGCUGUCUGUGGUGGCCCAGCAGAUCACAACCAUUCAGAAAGCACAGCAGCAGAGAGUGGAUCGCUUCAUGUUUGAAGGAAAGGAGAUCCCCCUGGUCCCAUCCUGCGCGGUGUUCAUCACGAUGAACCCUGGAUAUGCAGGACGUACUGAAUUACCAGAUAACCUGAAGGCUCUCUUCCGUCCGGUGGCGAUGAUGGUCCCAGAUUACUCCAUGAUUGCUGAGAUCUCACUCUAUUCCUUUGGGUUUAAUGAAGCUAAAGUCCUUGCAAAGAAGAUCACCACAACGUUCAAACUAUUGUCAGAGCAGCUCAGCACGCAGGACCACUAUGACUUUGGAAUGAGAGCUGUGAAGACUGUCAUCUCAACAGCUGGCAACUUGAAAAAGGAAAAUCCUACUAUGGAUGAGGAUCUGAUCUGCCUGCGGGCUAUCAGGGAUGCCAACAUACCCAAAUUUCUGCAGGAUGACCUCAAGCUCUUCAGAGGUAUAGUCUCCGACUUAUUUCCCAAGAUCAAAGAACAGCCUGUUGAUUAUGGCAUCCUGGAAGAAGCCAUUCGCAGAGCCUGCGUCAAAAAGAGUCUGAAGGAUGUUGAUGGUUUUGUGACUAAAUGCAUCCAGCUGUAUGAAACCACUGUGGUUCGCCAUGGCCUCAUGUUGGUGGGGCCGACAGGCUCUGGGAAGACGAAGUGUUAUGAAGUCCUAGCAGCUGCAAUGACGUCACUGCAAGGUCAGCCUGCAGCCAGUGGUGGGAAUUACGAACCGGUCAGCUACUUUGUACUGAAUCCCAAAUCCAUCACAAUGGGCCAGCUUUAUGGAGAGUUUAACUUAUUAACGCACGAGUGGACAGAUGGAAUCUUUUCCUCGCUCAUCCGGCAGGGAGCCAUGGCCACUGACACUAGCAAGAAGUGGUACAUGUUUGAUGGGCCAGUUGAUGCUCUCUGGAUUGAGAACAUGAACACAGUGCUGGAUGACAACAAGAAGCUGUGUCUCAGUUCAGGCGAAAUCAUCAAGAUGACAGAGAGUAUGACCAUGAUGUUUGAAGUGCAGGAUUUGGCUGUUGCAUCCCCUGCCACAGUCUCCCGUUGUGGCAUGGUUUACCUGGAACCCAGCGUCUUGGGGCUGGAGCCCUUCACGGAAUGUUGGCUGCAAAAACUCCCAGAUGUCAUGCAGCCCUUCUCACAGCAGCUGGCAUCUCUCUUCAGGAGGUUCCUCACGGAAGCCAUUGGCUUUGUCCGGGGAUCUGUGGAGGAGAUAAUUGCCUCCACAGAUGGCAACCUCACGAGGAGCCUCCUCACGCUCUUGGAAUGUUUGUUUCAGCCUUUUGUUCCUGCUGAGGGAUUUAGGAAGGCUCCCCAGGAGGCUGCAGCUCAUAUCGGAGAGCUGAUUGAGCCCUGGUUUGUAUUUGCCUUGAUCUGGAGUGUGGGUGCCACUGGAGAUUCCCAAGGCCGUGUCGCCUUCAGCACGUGGCUGAGGGAGAAGAUGGCAAAGGAAAAGAUCCAGUUACUUUUCCCAGAAGAAGGACUGGUUUAUGACUAUAAACUAAGUGCUGGACUGAGCAGCACUGAAGAUGAUCUCGAUGAGGACGUCGUUUGGGAGGUGCGCUGGGAGAAGUGGCUGGAUCCCACAGCAAAGUUCACCAUGGUUCCUGAUACCAACUACUGUGACAUUAUUGUGCCCACAGUGAACACAGUCCGAAUGGCCCACCUGCUGGAGCUGUUGCUCAUCAACUGUAAGCCAGUUCUUUGCAUCGGUCCCACUGGCACGGGGAAGACUCUUACAAUUACAGACAAGCUUUUGAAGAGCUUGCCUCUCAAAUACGUCAGCCACUUCUUGACAUUUUCUGCACACACCUCUGCCAACCAAACUCAGGAUCUCAUUGACAGCAAACUGGAGAAGAGGAGGAAGGGUGUCUUUGGGCCUCCAGUCGGGCGGUACUUUGUCUUUUUUAUUGAUGACUUGAACAUGCCCAUGCUGGAGACGUUUGGUGCACAGCCACCCAUCGAGCUGCUGCGGCAGUGGAUGGACCACCAGGGCUGGUACGACAGGAAGCAGAUCGGUACGUUUAAGAAGCUGGUGGAUAUUAAUUUUGUCUGUGCCAUGGGACCUCCUGGAGGGGGAAGGAAUGCUGUUACUCCACGCUUGACACGUCAUUUCAAUUACCUGUCCUUCACGGAGAUGGACGAUGGCAGCAAGAAGACCAUCUUCUCCAACAUCCUUGGCAGUUGGAUGGCUGGUCUCCUAGGAGAAAGAAGUUACAGAGAUCCAGUGCCUGGAGCAGUUGCAGUCAAAGACUUGAAUGAGCCCUUGGUUGAUGCCACUAUCUACGUGUAUCUGACCAUCACAUCCCAGCUGCUGCCCACACCAACAAAGUCACAUUACACCUUUAACCUGAGAGACCUCUCCAAGGUGUUCCAGGGCAUGCUCAUGGCUCAGCCCAGCAACAUCAAGGACAAACACCACCUGCUGAGAUUGUGGUACCAUGAGAGCUGCCGGGUCUUCUGUGAUCGCCUGGUCACCAAGGAAGACCAGACCUGGUUUGACAACCUGAUGAAAAGCAUGAUGGAGGAACUGGACACCACUUUUGAGGAGGUUGUCCCGUCCCAGCCAGUUCUGUUUGGGGACUUCAUGGAACCAGGGGCACAUAUUAAACUGUACGAAGAAAUUGACAGCCAGGAAAAGCUGAAAGGCGUGCUGGAGGAUUACCUGGAAGAGUACAACCAAACCAACACUGCAGAGCUGAAGCUGGAGCUUUUCAUGGAUGCAAUGCAGCACAUCUGCCGAAUCAGCCGGAUCCUGCGGCAGGCCCCAGGGAAUGCCCUUCUCCUGGGUGUUGGGGGGAGUGGGAGGCAGUCUCUCACCAGGCUGGCAUCUCACAUGGCAGAAUAUGAGUGUUUCCAGAUCGAAUUGUCCAAGAAUUACGGUGUGACCGAAUGGCGAGACGAUGUGAGGAAGAUCAUGAUGAAGGCAGGCCUUGAAAGCAUACCCAAGACAUUCCUGUUUGUGGACACACAGAUUAAAAAUGAGUCCUUCCUUGAAGAUAUCAACAACCUGCUCAACUCUGGCGAUGUUCCCAACAUUUACAGCCCUGAUGAUCAAGAGCAGAUCACGACAGCCAUGAAGCCUGUUGUGCGAGAGCUGGGGCUGCAGCCCACCAAGGCCAACCUGAUGGCUGCAUACACAGGACGGGUUCACAGCAAUAUCCACAUGGUGCUGUGCAUGAGCCCUAUUGGAGAAGUGUUCCGUGCACGCUUGAGACAGUUUCCCUCUCUUGUGAACUGCUGUACCAUUGACUGGUUUAAUGAGUGGCCUGCUGAAGCCCUGCAAUGUGUUGCCUUUUCCUUCUUGCACGAGAACCCACAUCUUGGUGCCAGCACCGAUACUGUGGAUGGGAUGGUUCAAAUGUGUGUAGAAAUCCAUCAGAGUGUGGCAAGGAAGUGCCAGGUGUACCUGGCUGAGCUGGCCAGACACAAUUAUGUCACUCCCAAGAGUUACCUCGAUUUCCUCAGCAUCUUUUGUUCCCUGAUUGGAAAAAAGAAACAGGAGCUGAAGACAGCCAAAAACAGGAUGGAAGGAGGCCUGGGCAAGCUCCUGCAAACAGCAGAGGAUGUAGCGAGGAUGCAGGAAGAGCUGGAGUCUGCCCGCCCUCUCCUGGCCCAGGCAGCCAAGGACACACUGGCAACCAUGGAGCAGCUGCAGGUGGACACAGCUGUUGCUGAAGAGACAAGAACUGCUGUUCAGGCUGAGGAAACCAAGGCCAAUGCAAAAGCCCAGAGAGCCCAAGCCAUUGCAGAUGAUGCUCAGAAGGACCUGGCUGAAGCUCUUCCUGCCCUAGAUGCUGCUCUGGCCAGCCUGAGAAACCUGAAAAAAAGUGAUGUUACAGAGGUACGAGCGAUGCAGCGGCCUCCCCUCGGUGUGAAAAUGGUGAUCGAAGCAGUCUGCAUCAUGAAGGAAGUCAAACCCAAGAAAGUGUUAGGGGAGAAGCUGGGCACCAAGGUGGAUGAUUACUGGGAACCAGGCAGGGGCCUUCUCCAGGACCCAGGGAAAUUCUUGGACAGCCUGUUUAAGUAUGAUAAGGAAAACAUUCCAGACUCCGUGAUCAAGGCCAUCCAGCCAUACAUUGACAGCAAGGAGUUCCAGCCAGCUGCCAUCUCCAAGGUCUCCAAAGCUUGCACCUCCAUCUGCCAGUGGGUGCGUGCCAUGCACAAGUACCACUUUGCAGCCAAGGUUGUGGAGCCCAAGCGGCAAGCCUGGCGAGAGGCAGAAGAGGACCUGCGUGCUACUCAGCAGGUCCUUGAGGAAGCUAAGCAACGCCUGAAGGACGUUGAAAGUGGUAUUGCUGCUCUGCAAGCCAAGUACAACAGCUGCAUAGCCAAGAAGAAGGAACUGGAGAUGAAGUGCGAGCAGUGUCAGCAGAGAUUGGGCCGUGCUGCUACGCUCAUAAACAGCCUGGCUGAUGAGAAGGUGCGCUGGCAGGACACCGUUGAGAACCUGGAUUACAAGAUCAACAACAUUGCUGGGGAUGUGCUGCUUGCAGCUGGCUUUGUCGCCUACCUGGGCCCUUUUACUGGACACUACCGCAUGGCACUGUGCAAGGAGUGGCUGAGCAAGCUCUCAGAAAACAAUAUUCCUCACACCGAGGAGCCAAACCUGAUCAGCACCCUUGGGGACCCUGUGGAAAUCCGCUCCUGGCAGGUUGCUGGUUUACCAAAUGACACGCUGUCUGUGGAGAAUGGGGUAAUAACACGGUUCUCCCAGCGAUGGACUCACUACAUUGACCCUCAAAGACAAGCAAACAAGUGGAUCAAGAACUUGGAGAAGGCGAACGGCCUGGAGGUGGCCAAGCUGAGUGACAGGGACUUCCUCUGCGGUCUGGAAAAUGCCAUUACCUAUGGGAAGCCCUUCCUGCUGGAGAACGUUGGCGAGGAGCUGGACCCGGCCCUUGAACCCAUCCUGCUAAAACAGACCUACAAGCAGCAAGGCAGAACAGUGCUGAAGCUGGGGGAUGCGGUGAUCCCUUACAAUGAGGAUUUCAAGCUGUACAUCACCACCAACCUGUCCAAUCCCCAUUACAGCCCUGAAGUUUCCACAAAACUCACCCUCAUCAACUUCACCAUCUCACCCAGUGGCUUGGAGGACCAACUGCUGGGACAAGUGGUGGCUGAGGAGAGGCCUGACUUAGAAGAAGCUCGAAACCAGCUGAUUCUUAGCAAUGCUGAGAUGCGUCAGGAGCUGAAGGAGAUAGAAGACCAGAUCCUGUAUCGGCUCAGCACUUCCGAAGGAAACCCUGUGGAUGACUUGGAGCUCAUCAAAGUGCUAGAAGCAUCCAAGCUCAAGGCAGGGGAGAUCCAGACCAAGGUGAAGGUAGCAGAGCAGACAGAGGAGGACAUCAACACCACACGCUUGCAGUAUGCCCCUGUUGCUGUCCGCACACAGAUCCUCUACUUCUGUGUCUCAGACCUGUCCAGCGUGGACCCCAUGUAUCAGUACUCACUGGAGUGGUUCCUCAACAUCUUCCUCUUGGGGAUCAGUAACUCUGAGAGAGCAGAUACUGUGAAGGAGCGGAUCAUGAACAUCAACAACUACAUCACCUUCAGUCUCUACAGCAGUGUGUGCCGCAGCCUCUUUGAGAAGCACAAGCUCAUGUUUGCCUUCCUCGUUUGCGCCCAGAUCUUGAUAAAUGAUGGGCGGAUUGAUAUGGACGAGUGGCGAUUCCUGCUCUCAGGGGGAACUAUAAAGGAGAUGCAGGAGAACCCAGCUCCAGACUGGCUGAAUGAACGAGCAUGGGGAGACAUCCUGGCUUUGAGCAACCUGAAGAACUUCUCCGGCUUUGCCAAUGACUUUGCUGCCAGCCUUGCAGCAUUCAGGGCCAUCUUUGACAGCCACGAGCCUCACAGGCAACCCCUGCCUGGGAAGUGGAACGUUGAGCUUGAUGACUUCCAGAAGCUGCUGGUUCUGCGGUGUCUGCGGGGAGAUAAGAUCACCAAUGCCAUGCAGGACUUUGUGGCACUGAACCUGGAUCGGCACUUCAUUGAGCCUCAGACCGCUGACCUCUCCGUCGUGUUCAGGGACUCCAGUGCCACCACCCCCCUCGUGUUCGUGCUGUCCCCAGGCACUGACCCCGCUGCCGACCUUUACAAGUUUGCUGAAGAGAUGAAUUUCUCCAGAAAACUCUCUGCCAUUUCCCUGGGCCAAGGCCAGGGCCCCCGUGCUGAAGCCAUGAUGACCAGUGCCAUGGAGCAGGGAAACUGGGUCUUCUUCCAGAACUGCCACCUGGCCCCCAGCUGGAUGCCUUCACUGGAGAGACUCAUUGAAGGCAUUAACCCCAACAAGGUGCAUCAGGACUUUCGCCUCUGGCUCACCAGUCUACCAAGCAACCGCUUCCCUGUGUCCAUCCUCCAAAACAGCUCAAAGAUGACCAUUGAGCCUCCCCGUGGGGUCAAAGCCAAUCUGCUCAAGUCCUACAUCAGUUUCAGCGAUGACUUCUUGAAUUCCUGCCCCAAGGUCACAGAGUUUAAAUCCUUGUUGUUGUCACUUUGCUUCUUCCAUGGGAACAUGCUGGAGAGGAGGAAGUUUGGACCACUGGGGUUCAACAUCCCCUAUGAGUUCACAGAUGGAGACCUCCGCAUCUGCGUCAGCCAACUCAAGAUGUUCUUGAGCGAGUACACAGACAUCCCAUACAAGGUUCUGAAGUACACAGCUGGGGAGAUCAACUACGGGGGCCGUGUGACCGACGACUGGGACAGGCGCUGCGUGAUGAAUAUUUUGGAAGAUUUCUACAAGCCUGAGGUUCUGACUCCUGAGUUUGCCUAUUCUGAAUCUGGGAUCUACAAGCAGAUCAGUAGCUCUGCAGACCUCGAUGGAUACCUGCAGUACAUCAGGAGCCUGCCGCUCAAUGACAGCCCGGAGCUUUUCGGUUUGCAUGACAAUGCCAACAUCACCUUUGCUCAGAAGGAGACCUUUGCUCUGCUAGGGGCCAUCCUGCAGCUGCAACCAAAGACAUUCACGCUGGGUGGCUGCAGCAGGGAAGAGCUGGUGGAGGAGACUGCAAAUGAGAUCCUGGCGAAGCUGCCUGCCCCCAUGGACUUGCAGGAGGUGAUCUGCAAAUACCCUCUGCUCUAUGAAGAGUCUAUGAACACAGUACUGGUGCAGGAGGUCAUCAGGUACAACAGUCUCCUGGAGGUGAUUGCUCAGACGCUGAAGGAUUUGCUGAAAGCUCUCAAAGGCCUGGUUGUGAUGUCCUCUCAGCUGGAGCUGAUGGCCAACAGCUUGUACAGCAACUCCGUCCCCACUGUGUGGAACACCAAGGCCUACCCAUCACUGAAGCCCUUGGCAUCCUGGGUGAAUGACUUGGUGCAGCGGGUUGAAUUCCUCCAGAAGUGGAUCAGCCACGGGAUCCCCUCUGUGUUCUGGAUCAGUGGGUUCUUCUUCCCUCAGGCCUUUCUCACCGGCACACUGCAAAACUUUGCUAGGAAGUCUGUCAUCUCCAUUGACAACAUUUCUUUUAGCUUCAAGAUGAUGAAGGAGUCAACGAGCGAGCUCUCUCGCCCUCCCUCUGAAGGCUGCUACAUCUAUGGCUUGUUUCUUGAGGGUGCCCGCUGGGACACCUCUGCGUUUCAGCUGGCAGAGUCCCGUCCCAAGGAGCUGUACAGCGAGAUGGCUGUCAUCUGGCUGCUUCCUGUCGCCAAUCGCAAGCCUCCAGCUGCUGGCAUAUACCUGUGCCCCAUCUACAAGACACUCACUCGUGCGGGGACACUGUCAACAACGGGCCACUCCACCAACUACGUGAUCGCAGUGGAGAUCCCCACAGACAAGCCUGAGAAGCACUGGAUCAAACGAGGCACAGCCUUGAUCUGCGCCCUGGACUUCUAGCCAGCAGCUGCCCAGGCAGAUGAACCACCCCAGGGACAGGUAAGGGAAGUCAGCAGGAGGCAGGAACUGACCACCAGCAGCUACUCUCCUCCUCUUUUCUCCCCAGCUGUUCAUUACACCCUUCAUUACAAAUGGAGUUGAACUGCA